Phaethon lepturus (White-tailed tropicbird) is the source of this 1381-nucleotide messenger RNA. RefSeq names its product integrin beta-4-like. The transcript has 10 exons. The annotation marks the transcript as partial. Lineage: Eukaryota; Metazoa; Chordata; Aves; Phaethontiformes; Phaethontidae. Gene Ontology annotation, biological process: cell migration; integrin-mediated signaling pathway; cell adhesion mediated by integrin. Gene Ontology annotation, cellular component: focal adhesion; integrin complex; cell surface. Gene Ontology annotation, molecular function: integrin binding. The record is from RefSeq and is a predicted model, not a curated record.
AUAACCCCUGCGUGCUGUCCCGGGCGAAGAGCUGCACCGAGUGCAUCCGAGUGGAUAAGGACUGCUCCUUCUGCACUGACGAGAGCUUUGAAGAGCCUCGUUGCGACUUGCGGGAGAACUUGCUGCGCUACGGCUGCGGGGAGGCCAGCAUCGUGUACACCCGGGGCGAGAUGCAGACCCAGCAGAAUUUCAGUAUCAACACGUCCCUGCAGAGGACCCAGGUGUCCCCCCAGGUCAUGUUCAUGCGGCUGCGAGCUGGGGAGGAGAUGAGCUUCAACAUGGAUGUCUUCCAGCCCUUGGAGAGCCCUGUGGAUCUCUACAUCCUCAUGGACUUCUCCUACUCUAUGUCUGAUGAUCUGGACAACCUCAAAAGCAUGGGCCAAAACCUAGCGGAGUUCCUGCAAGCCCUGACCUCCAAUUACACCAUCGGAUUCGGCAAGUUUGUGGACAAAGUGUCAUCCCCCCAGACAGACAUGAGACCUGAGAAGCUGCGUGAGCCCUGGAACAACGCCGACUCUCCCUUCUCCUUCAAGAACGUCAUCCGCCUGACCAGCAACAUCAACUACUUCAGCCAGGAGCUCAGGAAAGAGCGCAUCUCCGGCAACCUGGAUGCACCUGAGGGCGGCUUUGAUGCCAUCCUGCAGACAGCUGUUUGCAAGGAUAAGAUCGGCUGGAGGAAGGACAGUACUCACCUGCUCGUGUUCUCCACUGAAUCUGCCUUUCACUAUGAAGCUGACGGCACCAACGUCCUGGCAGGGAUCCUGGCAAGAAAUGAUGAGCAGUGUCACCUAGACACCAAUGGCACCUACGUGUAUGACACCAAGCAGGACUAUCCUUCGGUGCCCACCCUGGUGCGCCUGUUGGGACAACACAACAUCAUCCCCAUCUUUGCUGUCACCAACCAUUCCUACAGCUACUAUGAGAAGCUGCACAAGUAUUUCCCCAUCUCUGAGAUCGGGGUGCUCCAGGAGGACUCUUCCAACAUCGUGGAGCUGCUCCGCACAGCCUUUGAGCGCAUCCGCUCCAAGAUGGACAUCCGGGCUGACUUCGUCCCUAAAGCCAUAAAGACAGAGUUCACCUCCUUCAUGUAUGAAAAGACAGAAUCUGGUUCCUUCCACAUCAGCCGUGGGGAAGUGGGCAAGUUCAACAUGCGCUUGAAGGCGCUUGAGCACGUUGGUGGGCAGCACGUCUGCAGCCUCCCUGAGAAAGACCGGCACGGAGUUAUCCAUGUGAAACCCACAUCCCUGAGUGACAGCCUCAAAGUCACGGCCUCUGUCGUCUGUGACGUGUGUCCUUGUGAACAGCAACAAGAGUUUAGCUCGCCCAAGUGCAGCUUCCAUGGGGACUUCGUUUGCGGGCAGUGCAUCUGCCACCCCGGCUG